Molecule: messenger RNA, 285 nt
Organism: Trametes versicolor FP-101664 SS1
Lineage: Eukaryota; Fungi; Basidiomycota; Agaricomycetes; Polyporales; Polyporaceae
Exons: 2
Coding region: 1-285 (94 amino acids)
Source: RefSeq, a predicted model, not a curated record
AUGUCUUCGCUUUCUCGUCAAGAUGCCGAAUCCCAAGUGCGCUCCUGGGGCUUCUCUACUGUUUACACGUGGACGGAUGGCCCGGACGCCCACUACCCGCCACACCAGCACAGCGGCCUCACCACGCACCUCAUCCUUUCGGGGGAGUUCACCGUCACCUACCCAACCGAAGAUGCUGGGAAGAAGGAGACAUUCGGACCUGGCGCGCGCAUCGACGUUCCCGGUGGAAAGGUCCAUGAGGUAUGGAUGGGACCGCACGGGUGCACGUACGUGAUUGGGGAAUAA